CCCUGCACCUUCUACUCUCAUCCAGCUAAAAUAAGCAGUUUAAUCCCAGGAAAAACAGUCACAAUAAACCACUGAGCGGUGAUCACUCCACAGAAUCCAUCCAGUUUUCUCCUUGUCUGCUAGCAUUUCCUUCUUCCUUUUUUUAUGACCACUCACUGCUCUACUACUUUCACUCCCCUCAUUAUUUUUAUUUCUAUUAUUAUAUUACAACAAAUAAUAAUAAAUUUAUUUCCCGGAACGGUUGUUUCUCUUUCCUUUCUAGCUGAUUCCAGAUCGAGAAUAAAAAAGUUUGGAAAAAAAAUCAGAAGUUGAUUGAUGAGUCUUGAGUAAUGGGCUGCGUCUACUCGCGAUCCUGUAUCGGCGAGGUCUGCAUACCGAAAGACCUGAGAGCAAAAAACCAAAACCACCAAGAAACCACUCAGAAAGCUGGAGAGAUUCCAGUCUUCUCCCCUGCUGCAUCAUCUUCAUCGCACGAAUCCGAAACUCGUGACCACAUCAACCAAUUAAGCAACCAUGACUUAGGAAUUGCAGGACUCUCACGUGUCUCCUCGCAGUUCCUCCCUCCUGACGGAUCUAGAACCGUCAAAAUCCCAUCAGCAAACUACGAAUUAAAAUACUCCUACCUCUCGCAGCGAGGGUAUUAUCCUGACGCCUUAGAUAAAGCGAAUCAGGAUAGUUUCUGUAUCCACACUCCAUUUGGUGCAAGUCUGGAUGAUCAUUUCUUCGGUGUUUUUGACGGGCAUGGGGAAUACGGUGCUCCAUGUUCGCAGUUUGUUAAGCGGAAAUUGUGCGAAAACCUGUUACGGAACGGGAAGUUCCGGGUGGAUGCUGUAGAAGCAUGUCACUCUGCGUUUUUGAGCACGAAUUCGCAGCUACACGCGGAUAGUUUAGAUGAUACUAUGAGUGGGACCACUGCUAUAACUGUUUUAGUUAGAGGGAGGACGAUUUACGUGGCGAAUUCGGGUGAUUCGCGUGCUGUUAUAGCCGAGGAAAGAGGGAAUGAGAUAGUUGCAGUUGAUUUGUCGAUUGAUCAGACUCCAUUUCGUGUUGAUGAGCUUGAGAGAGUUAAGCUUUGUGGUGCCAGAGUGCUUACAUUGGAUCAGAUUGAAGGGUUGAAAAAUCCUCAUGUUCAGUGUUGGGGAAAUGAAGAGGGCGAUGAUGAUGGGGAUCCGCCCAGAUUGUGGGUCUCGAAUGGGAUGUAUCCAGGGACUGCAUUCACUAGGAGUAUUGGGGAUUCGAUAGCCGAGAGUAUUGGUGUUGUGCCUAAUCCUGAGAUUGUUGUUCUGGAACUUGGACCUCAGCAUCCUUUCUUCGUGCUUGCUAGUGAUGGAGUUUUUGAGUUUUUGUCUAGUCAAACUGUGGUUGACAUGGUUGCAAAAUAUAAAGAUCCACGCGAUGCCUGUGCUGCAAUUGUGGCUGAAUCAUAUCGACUUUGGUUACAGUAUGAAACUCGUACAGAUGAUAUCACAGUGAUAGUUGUGCAUGUUAAUGGUCUAACUGAAAGUUCUGUUAGUCAAUCUACAAUAAGUCCAGGGGCUUUACGACCACCUGUUCCGCAAAUUGUUGAGGUAACAGGAUCAGAAUCACCUGCAAACUUUGGGUGGAAUGCUAGGAACCCUCGCGUGAGGCAUGAUUUGUCACGGGCACGCCUGCGUGCCAUUGAGAGUUCACUUGAGAAUGGGCAGCUCUGGGUUCCUCCAUCUCCAGCUCAUAGGAAAACCUGGGAAGAAGAAGCACACAUUGAGAGAGCAUUGCAUGGUCAUUUCCUCUUCCGAAAGCUUACUGAUACUCAGUGUCAUGUUCUAUUGGAUUGCAUGCAAAGAGUUGAAGUUCUGCCGGGAGAAGAAGUUGUUAGACAGGGUGGUGAAGGUGAUUGCUUUUAUGUUGUUGGCAGUGGAGAAUUUGAGGUGUUGGCAACUCAGGAAGAGAAAGAUGGAGCAUUGCCUAGGGUUUUGCAGUCCUAUACAGCAGAUAAGUUAUCGUCUUUCGGAGAGCUGGCGUUGAUGUACAACAAGCCUCUCCAGGCCUCUGUUCGUGCUGUGACGAGUGGAACAUUGUGGGCUCUAAAAAGAGAGGAUUUUCGAGGAAUACUGACAUCAGAAUUUUCUAAUCUGUCAUCCCUGAAGUUGCUUCGUUCUGUUGAUUUGCUUUCUCAAUUGACAAUCUUGCAGCUUAGUCAUAUUGCAGAUACUCUUUCUGAAGUUUCCUUCUCAGAUGGCCAAACCAUAGUUGAUAUGGAUGAGGGUCUCUCUGGAUUACACAUCAUCCAAAAAGGACAAGUGAGAAUUACUUUUGAUGGGGACUUAUUAAGUUGUCCAAAUGUUGGAAGUCUGAAGUCUGAAAAUCAAAAAGAGGAUGAUUAUCUGCACUGUGGUAGCAAGCUAUCCUUAGAGAAGAAAGAGGGAAGCUAUUUCGGUGAAUGGGAACUUCUUGGUGAACAUUUUGAUUCUGUAAGUGCAGUUGCUAUUGGUGAAUGUGUGUGCUCUGUCUUGACAAAGGAGAAAUUUGAUUCAGUUGUUGGCCCUUUGGCAAGGCUUUCCAAGGGAGAGGAAAAGUCAAGGAGCUCUUCUUUGAAUUUUUUCAAGGAAUCUGCUGAAAUUACCAAUGUGGCAGCUCCUCUUGAAAUUCGGCUAUCUGAUCUUGAGUGGAGCCAUUCUUUAUAUUCCACUGAUUACAGUGAGGUUGGGCUUGUAAAUUUGAGGGACUCAGAAAAUCUGCUUAGUUUGAAAAGGUUUUCAAAGCAGAAGAUCAAGACUCUGGGAAAGGAGGAGCAAGUUUUGAAAGAGAAGAAUCUUAUGAAGAGUUUGGGUACUUCAGCUUUUGUGCCUGAGGUUCUAUGUACCUGUGCAGAUAGAAGACAUGCUGCCAUAUUGCUAAAUACAUGCCUUGCUUGCCCAUUGGAAUCAAUACUUCACACAGCACUUGAUGAACCAUCUGCACGGUUUUGUGCUGCCACUGUUGUUAUUGCCUUGGAAGAUUUGCAUAAGAAUGGUGUUCUCUACAGAGGGGUGUCUCCUGAGGUCUUAAUGUUGGACCGAACAGGAUAUAUACAGCUAGUAGAUUUCAGGUUUGGAAAGAAGUUGUCUGGUGAAAGAACAUUUACAAUUUGUGGAAUGGCAGACUCUUUAGCUCCUGAGAUAGUUCAGGGAAAGGGGCAUGGUCUUCCUGCUGACUGGUGGGCAUUGGGAGUCUUGAUCUAUUUCAUUCUGCAAGGUGAAAUGCCAUUUGGGUCGUGGAGAGACAGUGAACUUGAUACAUUUGCAAAGAUUGCGAAAGGACAGCUAAAUCUUCCUUCUAAUUUCAGCCGUGAAGCUGUUGAGCUCAUCACUCAGUUGCUUGAAGUUGAUGAAAGUUCAAGACUUGGAAGCCUAGGUCCUGAUUCUAUAAAAAAUCAUCCAUGGUUUGAUGGUAUUGACUGGAAAGGGAUUAGAGAUAGAAGCUUUCCUGUUCCUCGUGAAAUAACCUCUCGGGUUGCCCAACAUUUGGAAAGUCACUCUGUGGAGUGCACUGCUCCUCUAACUUCUCAGUCACAAGAUUUAGACGAUCUCAAUGCUCCUGAAUGGCUUGAUGAUUGGUAGAAAAAUAAUUGACAUGGGAUUUCCAUUUCUCCACUACUAUUUGGGAUGGAGCUCUCCUCUCCAGUGAGGCCAGCUUUUGGGUGCUUGAGUACACUUGAGAGCCUAGAGAUUGCAGAAGGUGUGCACAGAAUGAAAAGUGAGCUUUGCGCCUGAACUGGCUCAGAGUUCUCCAGCCCUUUUCUGGUCAAAGUACUUGAUUAUGAUAGCAUCAGCAAAUAAUAUCAUAUGGUGGGUAGUUACACUAACCAAUUCAAUGGAGAGGUCAGUUAAUAAACUUUUCUAUAUGUUAAUCGUGUAUUUUCUUUCCCACUUCAGUAAAUGUGUAUAUAUGUAAAUGAGAGAUGGUUUUUUUCUCCUAUAACGGAAUAUAGCUUCCCACUUUAUUCUUUAUAUGGCUUUUGAUUUCACUGGCUUAGAAACAUGGCUUUGCGGCAGGUUCUCUCUCUUAUAUUCUUUCAUUAAUAGCUAAUGUGGAAUGUAUUUUUAUUGUUGAGAGCUGCUUCAUGGAUAAAACUCAAUUGAUUGAGAUAAAUGAACAUGGGGAAACCUUUUUUGA
This is a messenger RNA of Populus euphratica (Euphrates poplar), 4134 nucleotides long. Its product is annotated as protein phosphatase 2C and cyclic nucleotide-binding/kinase domain-containing protein. Gene Ontology annotation, cellular component: cAMP-dependent protein kinase complex. The coding region runs from base 330 to 3578 and encodes 1082 amino acids. NCBI's taxonomy places the organism in Eukaryota, Viridiplantae, Streptophyta, Magnoliopsida, Malpighiales, Salicaceae. The transcript is spliced from 15 exons. The record is from RefSeq and is a predicted model, not a curated record. Gene Ontology annotation, biological process: protein phosphorylation. Gene Ontology annotation, molecular function: cAMP-dependent protein kinase activity; ATP binding; cation binding.